AUGGCUGACCAAUCUACCACUGACCUGAAAUAUGGUCACUUCGGUCAAAUCAUAUACAGCCAAGACGAUCAUACCUGGCUGCUCCCCAGGAAACUCGAGUCUUCAUCCACCUUAGAGCCCCUCGGCACCUCCCAACUCGUCUUCAAGCCGCAACCCUCUCAAUCGCGACCAGAUCCCAUACCCACCGGAAAACCGAGCGUACACCUGAACCGUCAAAUCGCCGACCUCCUUCACUUUGAUCCGACCAUCGCUCCGAGUGCCCAUCUCCUUGUCGAGCCUGCACUUGUAUCGCAAGAGAUCCAAAAGAUUAUCACACGCCAUGAUCCAACCACUGGUCACCUUUUGGCCUUUGGUCGUGUGCCCGAUCAUGCCACAAAGCGUUCCAUGACCAUUGUCACAUUUCCUGCUGCUGACCACGCACACAUCCUGCGACUUGUCCAAGUCCAGCCUCAAAAACAUGGUUGGGAGCGGAACAAGUCUGUCUGGAUCGAUGUUCCGCGUAUAUCUGGUGAAUCUGGUACCUGGCAUGCUCCUCAGCCCAUCCGCCAGAUUUGUUUCGCAGACGCCGACGAGGACUCCAAUCUUGCUCGCACUCUCGCAGUUCGAACCACGACUGCUGUCCAUAUCAUACGUGUCGCUGCAAGAAAACGUGCCUCCUCGUGGAACUCUCUUACUGGCACACCAUCUCGUUUCCAUACAGAUCAGCUGUGUAAUCUGAACCUCGAUUUGUUCAGCGGUCUUGCUCCUGCUCAUGUUGCCUUCAACCACUGGUAUUCGAAGCAGUUUAUCACUGUCGAUCAAUACGGUACCUGGCACGUCUGGGACUCCAGUCUUAGACAGAUUCCAUCUGAGCAUGGCAAAACGAUUGAACUUUGUCGUGGAGCUACCAACGAUCAAGCUGUCCCGGACGAAGAGACCACUACUACUUUAUUGGACGACGGGUGGGGUAGAGCAUUGUGGGCCGGUAAUGUGCAGACCAUCAUUACUGCCAGUAGAAGGUGCUUGGGCAUUUACGACAUCCAAGCAAAACCUGUCAGGCUUCAGUCUCCAGACCUUGGGAUUGCUGGAACUCCUCACUGGAUUCUCGAUAUCAUGCUAAACCCACUGGAUCCAACACUUGUCUUUGUUCUGACCUCAAUAUCGCUGUUCUGUCUACGUGUGCAAUGUCUGGACGAAUUUGAUCCAGAGAGUUAUAGUACUGCUGGUGCUGAGAUUGUAAUGCAGUGCAGACACUUCAGAGAUCCUGAGGACACUGGGCUUGGCUUGUCUAAUUUUGUCGACGAUAUCGACGUUAUCGUGUUUAUCAAGUCUUCAUUGAGUCCACUUGCAACCAGCUUUCGUUUUACGCCGAACGAGUCAACUCCUCGAUUUCUGAAAGUGGCAGAUGCUACUAAACUGGUUCUGCCUGAGAUCCCUACCACAACCUCCUCUGCAGCUUUAACCUUCCAGAUUCAGCCUGCGAAGUACGGAGAGAGUGUACACCAUGAACAGCCAUCCGGACCCGGAAAGAUCUAUCGAGAUCUGUCCACGAGGUUCUUCGUUGGAACUGCUAUCGCCAGUGAUAUGACUGUUGUACAAAAGCUCUAUUAUGCAACACCAAGCACAGUGCUCAAAUCAUCAUCUCCCGAGGUCGCGCCUCCCGAUUGGCGCGGAAGGCUUGUACAAAGUCAUCCUCGUCUACAAGAGACUGGUUUUGUCGCACAGUCUCUGGUCAAUCAAGGACUAGGGAACACCCAAGAAGAUCAAGAUGUUAUAGUAUCCUCUCAUGCUGAUCCGCGGAAAUCAACUCGAGACGAUUGGACCAUGCUAUACGAGUUAUCUCACGCUCGAGCGACUGGCGCUGCUUCAAAGACAGAAGACUUUUCGCGUAUACUCUCGCGGAUCGAAACAGCUCUCCAGGCUCCUGAACCCACUUAUGAUGGCCCUAAGCUUCUGUCAGAAGUAUUCGAUGAUCAAAUCCUGGUACCUGACAUUGAUCAAGCUGCUGCUGAAUUCAAGGACUUGGUUUCCGCCAAGACAGAACAUGGAGAAGACAUGGAGGAUGUUGACCAGAGGUUACAACUUGCGCGUAUUGGCUACUCCUCCCUCAAUCUUGGGUCUGACAGCAAUAUGGAUCUCAUGGCCAUCUAUGAUAACAUUGUGGCCCACUGGCUUACACCACUAUCUCAAACAGUACCUGGAAGAGUACGACUUGUCAAGGAACAACUGGCACGAAGAAUUGCCGCUGGACUUUGUCUGGCAAGUCAUGUCCUCAGGCAGCCACCGGUAGAGCCAAACGAGGAAACGAUACCCGAGACGCAAGCUACUGAAGAGGCAUACUCCUUCCCUCAAUCAUCUCUGCCAACACCGUCACCAACAGCUACACCGUCGAUGACUACAGUCACGUCAUUGUCUAGCCAUCCAUCGACUCUAGUAUCCCCCGAAUUCGCACGCCUGCAACGGUACACCACAUUCGCUCCAGACAAACCCACACCAAGUCCGCUGCCUAAAGGUCUGACCAACACACUCGCGCAUUGGAGCCUUGGCAGGAACCCAGAGAAAUACGAUUGGCUUGCAGUCCAGCGAGAGCAGGAGAAAAAGGCCGAGGAAGAAGACGAGGAUCUGACGCCGAGAGAGAGAGCGAGAUUGAAACGCCGCGCCGAGAAGUUGUUGGACAAGCAGAGGCGUGAAGCGCAAAAAGCAUCUGCCAUGAGUCUCGCGAAUAGCCAAGUCCCCGGCAUCGUAAGUGCGAGUCAGCCUGCAUUCAUGACACCUUCUAGAAGCGAAGCACCGAAUGUGCCUCACUCUGCCAGAGCGGCAAGUCAGGGCACCCAGCUGUUAGCGAGCUCCCAAGCUGCGCCAAACAUGUUCACUAGCCAGAUUCAGCCAGGGAAGUUUGGUGGAAAGCCGGCAAAGAAGAAACGAAGAGUCGUCGGGUUCUAG
Molecule: messenger RNA, 2922 nt
Organism: Aureobasidium namibiae CBS 147.97
Lineage: Eukaryota; Fungi; Ascomycota; Dothideomycetes; Dothideales; Saccotheciaceae
Exons: 2
Coding region: 1-2922 (973 amino acids)
Biological process (GO): nucleolar large rRNA transcription by RNA polymerase I
Cellular component (GO): RNA polymerase I core factor complex
Molecular function (GO): RNA polymerase I general transcription initiation factor binding; RNA polymerase I transcription regulatory region sequence-specific DNA binding
Source: RefSeq, a predicted model, not a curated record